CCAUCCACCAAUUCACAUUUUCCUACUAUAACUCGUGUAAUUGUGUUAGUUUUCACCAUGGCUUCCCAGCACCAAGACAACCUCAAGAUCACCAAAGAUUUCCUUUGGCCAGAAGAAGAUCUAGCACCCGCCCACGAAGAGCUCAACGAGCCCGUAAUUGACCUCGAGAGCUACUUCGGGGGCGGGGAUGAGGCAGAAACGGCAUGCCAGCUCGUUCGGGAAGCCUGUCUAAGCCACGGGUUAUUCCAAGUGGUAAAUCACGGCGUUGAUCUUGACCUCAUUCGCGAGGCCCGCCCUUGUGCUUUGGCCUUCUUUAAGCUACCGGUUGCCGAGAAGUUCAAGGCGCAGAAGCGGCGUGGUAGCUUGUACGGCUAUUCGAGCGCCCAUGCAGAGCGUUUCACUUCGUUGUUGCCGUGGAAGGAGACAUUGACUUUGGGCUUCCGCGAAAGAUGUACCGAUCUAGCCAUCGUUGACUUCCUCACAUCUUCAUUUGGACCAGAAUAUGAGCAUGCCGGGUUGGUGUACCAAAAAUACUGUGAAGCCAUGACCAAGUUGUCGAUGGAGAUCAUCGAGAUGUUGGGAAGGAGUCUAGGGAUCGACCCUUCAUACUACAAGGACUACUUUGAUGAUGGGUUUUCAACGUUGAGGUUCAACUUCUACCCUCGUUGCGAAGAGCCGGAUCAGACCCUGGGAACCGGCCCCCAUUGUGACCCUAACUCCAUCACCAUCCUCCACCAAGAUGACUUAGUUCAAGGCCUUCAUGUCUUCGUCGACAACAAAUGGAAGUUUGUGAGGCCUAACUCUGAUGCACUCGUUAUCGGCAUUGGUGACACCUUCUAGGUAAUUAACCCCCAAUCCUUAUUAUAAGGGUCAAGGAACCAAACCAAAGUAUACAAUACACAAACUAGAGUAGAUACAUCUAGAAUUCAUAAUAAAAUUCAAGAAAGAACAAUAAAUGCGGGUUAAUCAU
Molecule: messenger RNA, 970 nt
Organism: Cuscuta campestris
Lineage: Eukaryota; Viridiplantae; Streptophyta; Magnoliopsida; Solanales; Convolvulaceae
Source: the annotation of a GenBank genome assembly